Parnassius apollo (apollo) is the source of this 1332-nucleotide messenger RNA. Lineage: Eukaryota; Metazoa; Arthropoda; Insecta; Lepidoptera; Papilionidae. The record is from the annotation of a GenBank genome assembly.
AUGGCGUUUGCUGGGACAAAUGUCAGUUUGUCCCAGCCGGAUAUAACGCAAAAACUGACGGAGCGCAUAGAUGAUCUGAAGCAGAGAAUCGCUGCUUGGGGAAAGCGGAUUCGGCGAUAUACCGAGAGGUCGACACGGUUCAACCAGAAUCAGAAGAGGCUCUAUGAAUCAUUGGAGCGACCAAUGGUAAGUGGAACGGGUCCAGCACCAAAUCAGGCCGACACUGUAGCAUUCUGGCGCGGCCUGUGGUCAGAGCCCGUAAACCACAGCGAGGGCCCUUGGACGGAAGUUGUGGCGAGUCAGUGUGCGGGUAUUACGCCCAUGGACCCCGUCAUCAUAACGCCGGAUGACGUAGCUGAGGCGGUCCGUAGGGCCCCGAACUGGAAAAUUCCGGGGCUUAACGGGCUGCAUCACUACUGGCUGAAGGGGUUCAUGGUGUGUCACUCUGUGCUCGCCCGGCAGUUUCAAGAGGCUCUCAACCAGAAGUCGCUCCCAAGCCUCUUCACUACUGGGAUCACUCAUAUGUUUCCUAAAGACCAGGAGCAAAACCUGGCAGACCGAGUUCGGUAUAUCUUGCGCUCAAAUAUAUUUGAUGUCGCCGAACUCGAACGGCUACGACGUGAGGCUGUUCCCUCGUCGGAUGAGAAUGCUACGGCUGAGGAUGCGGCGCCACAAAUGGUAGAGCAACCCGCAAACGUGGAUGCCGCCGUGAAUACCCCAGUUGUGGUUGAUUCAAACGAUGAUGGAACAGUCGCCCAGGAACUGGAAUUGGAGCAUAUGAGCAGUACAUUGGAAGAGGCGAUUGUGGAAACGCGCAGUACGCCUCUCGAAAAUCGACCGCGACUUUCCCGCAUAGCCCUAAGCAAGCGGAAUCGAGCUGUCGUGAGGGCUCUGAACCCAUUGCUGGUGACCUAUUUGGAAGCCAGCCGGGACCUUUGCAAGACGGACUCAAUUCUCUUUGGCGCCGCACUGGCAGUCUGCCGUAUUAUAGGCGCCAAACUUUCCACGGCUGGACGCACUACUGGACAAAGUAGUGCUAUCCCAGCCUGGAGAACAAGAAUUGAAGAUCGUAUCGCAAAGGCUAGGGCCCUCAUCGGCAGACUGAUAUGCUUCAGGUCAGGCAAUACCAGCCGGAUAACGCCGGAUGACGUAGCUGAGGCGGUCCGUAGGGCCCCGAACUGGAAAAAGUCCGGGACUCGACGGGCUGCAUCACUACUGGCUGAAGGGGUUUGUGGUGUGUCACACUGUGCUCGCCCGACAGUUCCAAGAGGCUCUCAACCAGAAGUCGCUCCCGAGCCUCUUCACUACUGGGAUCACUCAUUUGGUUCCUAA